Molecule: messenger RNA, 1808 nt
Organism: Phalaenopsis equestris
Lineage: Eukaryota; Viridiplantae; Streptophyta; Magnoliopsida; Asparagales; Orchidaceae
Product: threonine--tRNA ligase, chloroplastic/mitochondrial 2-like
Exons: 7
Coding region: 53-1786 (577 amino acids)
Biological process (GO): threonyl-tRNA aminoacylation
Cellular component (GO): cytoplasm; mitochondrion; chloroplast stroma
Molecular function (GO): ATP binding; threonine-tRNA ligase activity
Source: RefSeq, a predicted model, not a curated record
UUGGUAAGCGAAAGCUUCCCGCUCCGCCCAUAGAGCCCCUCUUCUCCCAUCCAUGAUAACGGCCUUCACUUCUAUCCUGUUUGCCGGACCUAGAACCCUAACCUUUCACCGCCCAGGUGGCAUCAUCCAUGCCGAUUUCCAGCGAUUUGCUGCUGCAAUUUCCUCUAGGGUUCCGCCGGGCAAGUCCAAUUCAUCCUUGUCCUUCUCCGCCUCCUCCACCAUGGUCGCAGCCCAAGCGCCAGUCGAUAACAAGGAGAGGAAUGCUAACAAGGAGCUUAUUGAGGAGACGGUUGUGCUUCCGACUAAUGAGUCGUCGGAGAAGCUGCUCCGCAUCCGUCACACGUGUGCACAUGUAAUGGCUAUGGCAGUUCAGAAAAUAUUCCCAAAUUCCAAGGUUACAAUUGGUCCUUGGAUAGACAAUGGAUUCUAUUAUGACUUUGACAUGGAGCCUUUAACUGAUAGGGAUUUGAAGAGAAUAAAAAUGGAAAUGGAUCGGAUCAUUAAGCGCAAUCUACCUUUACUGAAAGAAGAUGUUUCCAGAGAAGAAGCUAAAAACAGAAUAUCAGCAAUCAAUGAGCCUUACAAACUGGAGAUCCUGGAAAGCAUCAAGCAAGAUUCUAUUACUAUUUAUCAUAUAGGAGAUGAGUGGUGGGACCUUUGUGCCGGCCCCCAUGUUGACUCUACUGGACAUAUUAAUGCAAAGGCAGUUGAACUUGAAUCAGUUGCUGGGGCCUAUUGGAGGGGAGAUGAAAAUAGGCAAAUGCUGCAAAGGAUAUAUGGUACAGCAUGGGAGACUGAGGAGCAGCUAAAAGCAUACCUUAAAUUUAAAGAGGAAGCGAAGCGGCGUGAUCAUAGGCGUUUGGGCCAGGAUCUUGAUCUUUUUUCUAUUCAGGCAGAUGCUGGUGGUGGCCUGGUGUUCUGGCAUCCUAAAGGUGCCAUGGUUAGGCACAUCAUUGAAGAUUCAUGGAAGAAAAUUCAUUUACAACAUGGUUAUGAACUUCUCUAUACUCCUCAUGUUGCGAAGGCAGAUCUCUGGAAAAUUAGUGGGCAUUUAGAUUUCUACAAGGAAAAUAUGUAUGAUCAGAUGAAUAUUGAAGAUGAACUCUAUCAGCUUCGGCCCAUGAAUUGUCCUUACCACAUUUUAGUUUAUAAGCAUAAGCUGCAUUCAUAUAGGGAGUUUCCGAUCAGAUUGGCAGAGUUGGGAACAGUAUACCGUUAUGAACUCUCCGGUAGCUUGCAUGGCCUCUUUCGUGUGAGAGGGUUCACCCAGGAUGAUGCACAUAUAUUUUGUUUGGAGGAACAAAUCAAAGAUGAAAUCAGGGAUGUACUUGAUUUGACAGAAGAGAUAUUGCUUCAAUUUGGCUUUAGAAAAUAUGAAAUAAACCUGUCAACUAGGCCACAGAAGUUUGUUGGCAGUGAUGAGAUAUGGGAGAAAGCAACUAAAGCACUGAGAGAUGCUUUGAGCGAUAAAGGUUGGGACUACCAAGUAGAUGAAGGUGGUGGCGCAUUUUAUGGUCCAAAGGUCGAUCUCAAAAUUGAAGAUGCACUUGGGAGAAAAUGGCAAUGUUCCACUGUUCAGGUUGAUUUUAACUUGCCUCAGCGCUUUGACAUUACUUAUGUAGAUUCCGAUGCUCAAAAAAGACGACCUAUCUUGAUCCAUAGAGCUAUUCUUGGGUCCUUGGAGCGGUUCUUUGGCGUCCUUAUUGAACAUUAUGCUGGCGAUUUUCCACUCUGGAUCUCUCCUAUCCAAGCUCGACUUUUACCUGUCACCGAUUCUGAGGUAUGAUCUAAGCAUGUAUCGUUUGGUU